This is a messenger RNA of Trematomus bernacchii (emerald rockcod), 1147 nucleotides long. RefSeq lists its product as uncharacterized. The record is from RefSeq and is a predicted model, not a curated record. The transcript is spliced from 4 exons. The coding region runs from base 86 to 1012 and encodes 308 amino acids. Lineage: Eukaryota; Metazoa; Chordata; Actinopteri; Perciformes; Nototheniidae.
GAAGAUAAGGUCCCUCUAAAGGCGGAAGUAGCUUCCCGUCUUUUCCUACGAAGGGCACUAAACGAAGAACGUAAACGAGGGAAACAUGGAAAACGAAGAUCACGAUUACACGAGCACCACUUAUAAUAAAGUGUGCCCCGUGGAGUACACAUAUAAAAUGAGUGUCAAGGAAAUUGAAGACUUUGUGAAGCUGAGGGUCAAGAAUAAUAACCUCUUCUCUGGAAAGAGAAAUACGUCCAUGUGGGCAUGGAGGGCAAUCCUACAACAUAUGCGCUUGCAUUACCAGAUGACCCAUAUUCAAGCAUCCAAAAAAUGGGAAAACCUGAAGAAGAGAUACAAGGGGCUAAAGAACCCUCCAGCUGGAGUGAAAGUGUACCCUGAAGGCUGGCCUUUCUUCAACGUGAUGGACGACGCUAUGGAGGGUCGGCUGGAUGGCGACACCCCCCUCCUCGAGGCCUUAGCCCGCAGUGCUAAUUUCCCCUCAAUCUCCAAACGCAAGAGGAGGAAGAUACCCAUGGUACCUAGCUCCUCUAUGGCCUCCAUCGCAGGAGGGCCUGAGAUUGAGGUCACCCUGAACGGAGACGAGGAUGAGGAUGCCACGGAGGACGGAAGCAUCAUGCAAGAGAUGGAGCAUGAGAGAGACUUGAUGAAAAGCGAGAAACGGGUGAUGGAGAGGGAGCAGCAGGUGCUACAGAGGGAGAGGGCGGUGCUGGACAGGGAGAUCGCCGCUCUGGACCGAGAGCGAGCGUCUUUGGAAAGAGAGAGGGCGAUCAUAGAGAGAGAAAAGGCCCUUUUGGAGAGGGAGAAGGUGAUGUUGGACAAGGACAAGGAGGCUGUGAGACAGGACCGGCUGGCUCUGGAGAGAGAGAAAGCCAGGCUGGAGAGACGUUCUGCACCCAGAGAAAGGACUGAGGACGGUACAGAAGACAGCAGCCAGCGGAAAGACUCAGAUGUCACAGACAGGAAGGAGCAGUUCCUCAACUUGUUUGAAAAACUUAUUGAAAACUUUUGAUUCAUGAGGCUUCUCUGCACAACACAUCCAUGGAGAAAGGUAUUUUUGAGCAGUAGUAAAUUAGUUAAGUCCAUACAAAUCAAAAUGUACAUUCACCGUUAAUGAAAACGUUGAGCCACUCCUAGUUUGGAGAGG